AUGGUUCAAGCUCAGGUCUUCCUAUGGGCAUAUGUACUACUGAUAUUUGUGCCUGCUAGCAUUGAGGCACAAGAGCUUGGUGUGAAUUGGGGUGUCAUAGCAUCACAUCCAUUGGACCCUAAGAUUGUUGUUCAAAUGAUAAAAGAUAAUGGCAUCAAAAAGGUCAAGAUUUUCCACGCUGAACCACAAGUUCUAGAUGCCCUGGCAGGAACUGGUCUUGAGGUCAUGGUGGGGAUUCCUAAUGAAUCUUUGAAAAGCCUUUCCCAGAAAUACAGUGUCGCCCAGGCUUGGGUUAAAGCGAAUAUCACAGCCUAUAUGGGUAAAAAGCGUGUCAAUUUCAAGUACGUGGCAGUAGGAAAUGAACCAUUUCUGACAUCCUACAAUGGAACGUUCACCAACUUGACACUCCCAGCUAUGAAGAACGUUCUGAAGGCAUUAAAUGAAGCUGGUCACGGAAAAGAUAUCAAAGUAUCAUCACCGCUUAAUGGUGACGUUUACACAACACCUACUUACAAACCGUCCGACGGAAUAUUCCGACCUGACAUAGCAGAUACCAUGGGCGACAUAUGCUCGUUUCUCGAUGAAAAUGGAGCGGCUUUCAUCGUCAACAUCUAUCCUUUUCUUAAUCUUUACCAAAAUCCUGGAUUCCCCGAAAACUAUGCAUUCUUCGGUAACGAUGACUCGUCUUCAAUGGAUGACCAUGGCGUUAAAUAUCGUAGUGUUCUUGAUGCCAACAUCGACACUCUUGUAGCGGCACUCAAAGUAGCCAAAUUCCCAGACAUACCGAUCAUCGUCGGGGAAGUUGGAUGGCCGACCGAUGGUAACCUUUACGCCACCACAAAAAAUGCCAAGAGAUUCUACGAUGGGCUGUUGAAGAAAAUGGCGAAAAACGAUGGAACUCCACUUCGUCCAAAGACGUAUCCUGAUGUGUACAUGUUCUCUUUGUUGGAUGAAGAUCUAAAGAGUGUUGAUCCAGGGAUGUUUGAGAGGCACUGGGGAAUAUUUAGCUUUGACGGACAACCAAAGUAUCCGAUGGAUCUUUCGGGUAAAGGACAGAAUAAGUCGCUUGUUGGUGGGAAAAAUGUGCCCUAUAUGGAAAAGCAGUGGUGUGUGUAUAACGAGGAUGCUUCCGAUCAGAAAGAUCUGAAUGUCAAGGUUGCAUGGGCUUGCAAUAAUACCGAUUGCACCACUUUGGUGGCUGGAGCUUCAUGUUCAGGCAUGGGAAUUGAAACCAACGCAUCGGUUGCCUUCAACAUGUAUUACCAGAUGUCGAAUCAAAGCAAAGCAGCAUGUGAUUUCCAAGGGCUGGCUAAGAUUGUUAAACGAGAUCCAUCCAAUGGGACUUGUAAGUUCCCCAUCAUGAUUAAAAGUUUCCAGCCUACUUCCACUUCCACUUCCACUUCGAAGCGUUCACCUCCAUCAGCAUCUUCCAAUUCAUCAUCAUCUCCCUCUGAUUCUCCCUCCACUUCUCCUUCUCCCUCUCCCUUUCCCCCUCUCUAUCAUUCUCCCCCGCUUCUUUUUCUAUUUUUUGUCACCAUUUUCGCUGUUUGUCACUACAAGUAUCGUGAUUGCGAUUUUUUAAUAGCAUAUGCUAUUGUGGACAUAUCAAUUGUGGAUAUCGCAGUUUCAGACAAUAUCGUUGUUACUGCAUAA
This is a messenger RNA of Hibiscus syriacus, 1653 nucleotides long. Its product is annotated as glucan endo-1,3-beta-glucosidase 8-like. NCBI's taxonomy places the organism in Eukaryota, Viridiplantae, Streptophyta, Magnoliopsida, Malvales, Malvaceae. Gene Ontology annotation, biological process: carbohydrate metabolic process. The coding region runs from base 1 to 1653 and encodes 550 amino acids. Gene Ontology annotation, cellular component: plasma membrane. The transcript is spliced from 3 exons. The record is from RefSeq and is a predicted model, not a curated record. Gene Ontology annotation, molecular function: hydrolase activity, hydrolyzing O-glycosyl compounds.